GUCUACUCCUCUGAAAGCCUCCACAUUUCUCAGACAAAAUGAAAGUGCUGUUGUUGCUGAUUGCAGUCAAACUGGUCGCCAGUGCUGGAUUUGACUGGUCAAAGCAGAUUCCCCCAACAGUCUGGGUUAACUGGGAUUCAUCAACAAGUGAGUGUGAGACAGACCCGGGUUCGUGCCAGUGCUGCUUAAUGAUGCAAAAAGUGGAUAAAAUCAGACACAACCUCAUCAAAAAACUGGAUGAUUUGGAGACAGAACUCAACCAAACCCAUAAAACUUACAUGGACCUAACAACUCGGCGGUCUGCCUUCACCGCUGCUUUGUUUGAUAACAGCAACAACCUCAACUGUCUGGGUCCCUUUUCAAAUACAAUACCCAUCCAGUACAAGAAGGUCUUCACUAACCUGGGCAACAAUUAUAACUCAAACACAGGCAUUUACAAGGCCCCCUUUAAAGGUGUCUACAGCCUCUCUGUUUCAGUCUUUCACGAUGCUGGACAAGGAACAAACGAACAGUCCUGUGUGCUUCUGUAUGUGAAUGGUGAUAUGGUUGCUGGUUCUCAUGAUAUCCACACCUUUGACCAUGAAGACAGUACUACGGUGUCCAUCACGAUCAAUCUGAAAGCUGGUGAUGAAGUGAUGGUCAAACUCCAAGCUGGCUGCUUACUUUGCAUGAUAAAGGACCACUACAAUGUAUUCAGUGGCUUCCUGCUUUAUGCCGAGUAGUGAAAAAUGAAAUGCUAAAUCCUUAUUUCUAAUUCUUUAAUCCAAGCUGAUAGAAGAAUAGCUCCAAACCAGAUGAACCUGCUGUAACAAAUUACCAAUGCUUAAAGCAGUAUAUGUU
Messenger RNA from Periophthalmus magnuspinnatus, 840 nucleotides. RefSeq lists its product as uncharacterized. Gene Ontology annotation, molecular function: protein binding. NCBI's taxonomy places the organism in Eukaryota, Metazoa, Chordata, Actinopteri, Gobiiformes, Gobiidae. The transcript is spliced from 4 exons. Bases 39 to 722 code for a protein of 227 amino acids. The record is from RefSeq and is a predicted model, not a curated record.